UCGGACGCCGUCGGUAGCGGGUCAGACUGCGCUCUCCGGGGCGGAGGCGACGGCAGUCAUGGAGCUCGUGCUGCUGCCCGUGCUGCUGGUCGUUCUGCUGCUGGUUCUGCUGUACAAGUAUGGUACACGCAACUACGGCACGCUGGAGAAGCUCGGCAUCCCCGUCGUCAAGCCGUACCCGUUCGUGGGCAGCGUGCGGUACCCUGCCCGCACCUCCACCGACCAGGAGGACAUGCGCAAUGCCAAGCGCUUUGGCAAGGUCUGGGGCGUGUACGAAGGCCCGUGGCCGCAGGUGUUUGUGGCUGACGCGGAGCUGGCCAAGCGGAUCUUAAUCAAAGACUUUGACCACUUCCCCGACCGGCCGAUCCUGUUCGACAUUCCGUACGGCCGUGACAUGCUUGACAUGAAGCCGGGAGAGCAGUGGAAGAUGCUCAGGUCCAUGCUCGCUCCUGCGCUGGCCUCCGGUGUCAAGCUCAAGGCCAUGAUGCCCACAAUGGUUGAGUGCGCUCAGCAGGCAUUCCACAGAAUGGAAGCGAAGAUGCGUCAGACCCCAGUGCUGUCGAUGCGAGAGGACCUGUUCGGCCCGCUGACGCUGGACAUCAUGGCCCAGUUCUCCUUUGGCAUCAAGGUGCCCAACGUCGCAGACACAAGUAGCACGUUCGUCAAGUACGCAUCGGCUUUCAGCGCCCAGGGAGACACCCCAGACACGUGGAUGACAACGCUGAUGACCUCGUUCCCCAGCAUCGCCAACUACAUGAUGGGCAGGGAGCUGGUUCCCGCAUUCAAGUACUUCCUGAACCUGGUGCGCAGCUCCAUCAAGCAACGGCGCGCCGAAGGCGUCGAGCGCCCAGACCUGAUUGGCGCACUGAUGGACGCCAUCGACAAGAAGGUGCCGACGCCCGAGUGUCGCAGGCUCAACAUCACCGAAGAACUCGUCAUGCUGCAGGGCGCCGAGAUGCUGAUGGCCGCCUACGACACCAUUGGCACUACGCUCACCAUCACCUCCUACUUCCUCGCCAAGAACCCGGACGUCGCCGCCCGCAUCGCCGAAGAGGCAGCCGGCGUGGAGCUGACGUACGAGGCGCUGCAGCGGCUGCCGGUGACGGAGGCCGCGAUACAGGAGUCGCUGCGCCUUUCGCCGCUCAUCUCGCGCCACUUCCGACUCUGCACGCGC
Molecule: messenger RNA, 1174 nt
Organism: Pollicipes pollicipes
Lineage: Eukaryota; Metazoa; Arthropoda; Thecostraca; Pollicipedomorpha; Pollicipedidae
Product: cytochrome P450 3A21
Exons: 1
Molecular function (GO): oxidoreductase activity, acting on paired donors, with incorporation or reduction of molecular oxygen; steroid hydroxylase activity; heme binding
Source: RefSeq, a predicted model, not a curated record